Molecule: messenger RNA, 1738 nt
Organism: Monomorium pharaonis (pharaoh ant)
Lineage: Eukaryota; Metazoa; Arthropoda; Insecta; Hymenoptera; Formicidae
Exons: 2
Coding region: 27-1337 (436 amino acids)
Biological process (GO): sensory perception of taste
Cellular component (GO): neuronal cell body; membrane; dendrite
Source: RefSeq, a predicted model, not a curated record
AAAUAAUCAGAACAUAAGAUACGAAAAUGGAGGAAAUUCACGUGCCAGUACACAACAAUUCGUCAUCGAUAGAGCAGACUUUGGGUCCAAUAUCAUUCAUGUCUUGGUUCAUGGGCGUCGGUAUUGCACGUCCGCGAAAAUGUUCCAAAGUUGUAACGAUAAUUAUACGUAUCGUUUAUCUGGCCGUGUUUUUAAUUAGCAUGGUGUAUAACAUGAUUGAACUUUUCGAUUUCGACAACGUCACCAACCACAUGUUGUCGUUUAUGUAUUUUGUAAACGAGGCGAUGUUCUACGUGUCUACGUAUUAUUACAUUUAUCACGGAAUCAAACAAUAUGACAAGUGGCCAAAGUUGAUGGACAAAAUAAAGGAACUUGAUCAAAAAAUCAGGGGAGAAACACAAAUUAGUGACCAGCCAGUAAAGAAGGCAGUAGUAGUAGCGAUUCUCGCGACUCUUGUUUGCUGUCUUUUUCUGCUUAUCGCAGAAAUUCUGCUUUCCUUUAUAUAUUCAGUAGAAAUUUUAGCAUACAAUUUGGUGUUUUUCUACAUGUCCGCCCAGUCAUUUAUUAACAGUUUUGUCGUUAAUAUUGUUGUGUAUGUGCUAUAUUAUAGAUUUCAAGCGAUAAAUAAAUUAAUUGGCCGAUUGGAUAAGUCAACCACUGCGCUAUGGAUCGCACUCAAGAUUAAACACAUCAGAGAAUUGCAUACCGAUGUUUGUGAUCUCGUUAUCAUGGUAAAUGAUAUUUAUGGCCUUUCUCUCCUUCUUUACACGAUGAACUGCUUUCUCACACUCGUAGUUUCUCCGUUCAGAAUCUAUGUAGUUGUGAAGGAAUAUUACGAUAACUUCUAUUUUAUAUUGAUAAGUAUUAUAACUUGGAUUUUAUGUACCACGCAAUUUGGUGUGAUGUGCUGGAUUUGUACACGUACGUGUCAAGAAUCCGACAAGACUGGAAUAAUUAUGAGCGCAGUUACAUUAAAAUGCAAACCAGUGAAUUAUGACAUUCUGCACGAGACAGGGAUUCAAUCGGGUUUAGAAAUACAAUUGGAUGAUUUGGAUAACAAGCAAAAGUUUAAUUGGAGUCAUAAUCUACGUUACGUUAUCAUUGAAAAUCUCUUGCGUAGAAACUUAGAUCGAGACUGUGUUAGAAGCGAAAUCAACGACUUUUCGAUUCAACUGCAACAUCGUCGAAUAGCAUUUACAGCCUGCAAUUUCUUUGAAAUAAGCAAUGCUCUGUUCUGUGGUGUAAGUACAACAUUUUUUUAUUUAUUUACAAUUUAUAUAAAGUUAGCGUUUCUUGAAUUGCAUUGUAUUAUAAAUAAUAUCUCGCGAAGCAAUUAAAUGAAGUAAAUUUAUUUUUCAGUUUAUUGGAAUGACCAUUACUUAUUUAAUAGUCUCCAUUCAAUUCUCUAAAUGAUACGAUUAUCAUAUAUUCAGGAUACGUUCAUUAGUUUGUUGCACGUCACAGGUAUAUUACAUAUACGUUAAAAAACGGAGUUUUUAAAUUUUUGUUGCCCAUGGGAUUUGACGCACUACUCUUUAAUUCCUAAUACCAAUAAUUGUAAUAUUUAAAUAAAGUAAUUAAACAUAAAAGUAAAUAAAUUAGAUUUACACAAAAACUUAGUACAACAUUUAUUGAAAAUAUUUUACUGUCAGCAUCUAAUUUUCUUGCGUUAAAUUUUGUAUUGCGUAUUAACGUUUGUUAAAACAGGGAAACAUUUGCUAAUAAAAAAAAUUAAAUC